AUGCUUCAUGAAGGUAUUAAAUUGUCUCCUCAACAAGUAUUGAGAUAUGCUCUUUCUUUGAAGUUGGUUCUGCCUAUAUGUCCUCAUAAGCAUCCCUCUAUCAUGCCUCUGUCCUAUAGGUGGAGUCCUCCUCUACCUAACUGGUUUAAACUUAAUGUUGAUGGGGCACUCUUUUUUUACUGUAAUAAAACUGGGAUUGGUGCUAUCCUUCGUAAUUCUUUUGGUGAUGUGAUCAUGGCUCUUAGCAAAGUAGAAGAGGAGUUCUUGGAACCUAAAAAUGUGGAGGCUAUGGUAGUGUUGAGAGGUCUGCAAUUCUAUCUUCAGAGUGGUAUUCAUAAUCUUCUUAUUGAAAGUGAUUGUCUACACUUAGUGGAGGAGAUUAACAAUGUUGCUGAGCCUUUUAUAGCAAUAAGAACCAUGAUAGCUGAAAUUAGAAGACUGAUGCUCCGUUUUAUGCAAUGCAAGAUACAGCAUGGUUCCUAG
Messenger RNA from Carya illinoinensis, 483 nucleotides. RefSeq lists its product as uncharacterized. Gene Ontology annotation, molecular function: RNA-DNA hybrid ribonuclease activity; nucleic acid binding. Bases 1 to 483 code for a protein of 160 amino acids. The transcript has a single exon. The record is from RefSeq and is a predicted model, not a curated record. Lineage: Eukaryota; Viridiplantae; Streptophyta; Magnoliopsida; Fagales; Juglandaceae.